AUGCGCCUUCAGGACCUCCCGGAUGCCGUGUUCGCGACAAUCACCGGCUUCCUGGACGAGCCGGCCCUGCUCUCGCUGAUGGCUACGUCCUCCCAAGUCAUGUCCAGCGUGGUGUGCUGCAUGCCCGGGAAAGCCGGCGAGCCGCGACGCGCCUACUGGGGCAAGGACGACGUGCUGCGCGAGGGCGUCCGUCUGUCAGUCAACGGCAAGCUCCGCGUUCCCAGCCACAAAGCAACAACGGUGUCGUGCUUCUUCGCCGUUCGCCGGAGCGACGAAAGAAGUCGCUGGAGGCCGAAGAUCAACCAGCCGUGCCUCAUGGUGCCCCUCGGGACCCCACCGGGCGCCUUCCUGGCCCGCGCGGUGUCGAUGACCGGCGGGCUGUUCCUCUUCUCCAUCCCGAGCGGCAUGUCGAGCCUCACGAGCCUGACCCUCGAGCAUCACUCGCUCCCGUUGCUCGAACACGGCUGGCUGCCGGAGGACUCGCGCGCAGUCUCUCACCUCACCGUGGCGGUCGGGUCGAUGAGGUGCUCGUGGUCGCAGAUGCCGCCGCUGCCGCUGCACCUCUUGCUCUCGCUGCGCAGUCUGAUCCUGGCUGGAAUGCCUGUCCAGCGGGUGCCCGACGGCCUGCUGCACCUCGAGUACCUCGACGUCAGCAGCUCGGGCGUGGGCGAAGACACCGAGGACUGGCUCCCGCACAGCAGCUCCCUGAGCCUGAAGGAGCUGCGACUGGCCAACAACCACUACAUCUCGUGCGUCCCUGACUCGGCGCGCAACCUCGAGGUGCUCGACGUCAGAGGGGCAACGGCCCUGGAUCCUGAGGACUGGCUGGCCGCGGACACGGCGAGGAACCUCCGGGUGCUGAAGAUCACAGGCGUCAGGCGGAAGGCGGCGCAACUGAUCACCACACUGCCGCUGGAGAGCCUGCGCGAGCUCGAGACGACACGCUUGGACGCCGUGCCAGACGUGUCAAGGCUGGAGGCGCUCGUGUUCUCGGGUUCGGGGAGCUUGCCCUCGAGUGCAGCCGUCGCAGCCCUGGCAGCGAAUGCGGGCGGGGGACUGUCGAGGCUGACCUUCGAGUGGGCCGUGGCCAGGCAGGACGCUGACAAGCCGGAGGUCCAAGGAACGUGGCUCGCGCGCCCGCUCGUUUCCGCGCUCGUCGAGCUGAACGUUGGUUAUACAGACGUUCGAAAGCUUCCCAGGGAGGCUCUGAAUCUGAGGAGGCUGGACGUGUCUGGAUGCCCACUCGAGGACGACUGGCUGCCGUGCGACGUCGCGAAGGGACUGGAAUAUCUCGACGUUUCAAUGACGGCGAUCGCAACCGUUCCGACUAGCCUGAUUCGGCUGCAAGACCUGCUUGUCAAGAGCUGCAGGAGCCUGGGCCAGGACUGGCUGUCGGACGACGUGGCAUCCGGUCUCAGGACCCUGAACGCGUCCUGGUCAACCGUGACGAAGGUUCCCUCGUCGGCGAGACGGCUCGUGGAGCUGGAUUUGUCGGGGUGUGUCAUCGCAGGACAGUGGCUUCCGCCAUACCUUCCGUACCUGCGGGUCCUGAAAGUGAGGCACACGGACAUCGACCGAGUUCCAGCGAGACUGCCCCAGCUCACCAAGCUUGAUGUCGUGGGCUGCACUUCCCUCUCUCGAGACUGGCUCGGAGAAGAGGCGAUGGCGUCGAUCACAGACCUGAAGUUAACACGGUGCUCGCGUGUCCCCGCGGCGUGUACGAACCUCCGGAACCUGGACAUCGAUUCAUGCAAUCAUCCCUUCUCGAAGCAGUUGCCCUUGGACACGAGGCGCAGCAUUCAACAGCUCAGAAUCUGGCGGGCAACCAACAACUUGCUGACGAGGGACAUGGAGUGCCUUACUUCGUUCAGUGAGACAUGUUACGAGGGCCGGGUGGACGCCUUCAAGGCCAUGACGUCUCCGCCGCCCGCGCUCACAGAGGCAACGUUGGUGAUGCCUGAAGAUUUCGAGCGUCUCGUGCGCACCUGUCCCACGUGGCACAUUUUUGAGGGACCGGGCUCCAAUAGAUGCACGUUCAUCCCGAGAGACCCGCAUGCACUGGACCAGGACAUCAUCGAGCCAGUGGUGUUCUUUAAAGCCGAGCUCGACGAGGAUGACGAGUCUGGUGAAUGGUCCGAUGACGGGUCUGAUGACUCCGAUGGCGUUCAGCCCGAGAGUUGGACAUCAUCACAAGCGCCCUCAGAGGCACCGUCCGAGUAG
Pedinophyceae sp. YPF-701 is the source of this 2220-nucleotide messenger RNA. The record is from the annotation of a GenBank genome assembly. Lineage: Eukaryota; Viridiplantae; Chlorophyta; Pedinophyceae.